CGAAGGAGGAGGUGCGUCGCUAGCUCUCCUCUCGAUCCUUCUGUCCCGCCCCACUCAAAUUCUCUCGUAUUGCCUCUUCCAAACCCUAGCCAGAAGUAACCCUGAGCGACCCUUCCUGACCAGGCUUGAUUUGGGCUCGAAUCCCGCUCUCAGUUUCUCUCAGUUUAUCGAGUUUUUCGCAAGUUUUAUUGUUUUUUCCCUGGUAAAAUAAGACGUGGCCGCGCUGAAGGUUCAUUUCUAGUUGUAAAGAAUAGUGAUUGAUAUGUUUCUUUAAUUCUGAUCGGAGUAAAUUUGGCGAUUCCGGCCAGAUUUUUUAUUUCUUUUAUGAGUUUUAUUUUUUUCCUUAUCCUUCCCUCGGACUCUGAACGUCUGGACUGGAAAAGUUUUUGGGGGCCGUACAAAAGUUCUACAGUUUACCGAGUUUCCUCCUCACCUGGCCCCGAUGGAAAAGGAAAACGGGAGACUCACUCAAUUAACCGGGGGCUUCAAGAAUUAAGGAAUGAGACGGAGAGAAGACGAGAGUGAGAGGCGAAGCAAUCUUGAGUAACGCCUGAAGAAUCCUGAAGGCGACGGCGACGAGGAGCAAGAGAAGGAGGAGGAAGAGUGUCUUUCAUCCCCGAGAGACACGACGGAGGCCAGAGAGGAGCAUAAACAAGGCAGGACGUGAGGAAAACUGUUGCGUUGAUUGAGGUGGUGGAGGAGGCGUCUUAAUUAGCAGUGAAGCGCCGGUGUUUGGAGACACGAGGAGAAGGGGAAGAAGGACGACGACAAGCAGGAGUAGGAGAGGAGGAGAAACGACCCAGUGAGCCGUUCGCGUCGUUGGUGAUUGGCAGUAGUGGUCGUGGUAGGAAGGAAAGGAAAGAGUAAAACAUUGGGACACUUAAGAUCCAAGGAGGAAUGUGGUAAAAACUUCUUUUUUUCAGUCAUGUGGACUUAAAAUAUUUCUCCGUGCUAUUGGAGAGGAAGUAAGAGGAAGAAAUAAAGAAAGGAAGGGAGAAAAAUUGAUGUGCUUGAGGUCUGAUAAAGGCACUCAUAACUCUCUUUUUAUUUGCUUCGGCCAUGUGAACGUGUUGAGGGAAAAAAUGAAGUGAAAGUAAGCAAAAGAAUAAUUAUGUACGUACUUAAGGCCUUUCAAAAUGUGCACACAGGUCUUUUUCUUCUACAUUGAUUAUGUGAAAUUAUAAAGAAGUUUUUUUUUCAGCAUUAACAGUGUAGAGGAAAGAAAAGGUUUUGAAAACAGGAAGAGCAUUAAGGAAAAAUUGACGGACUAAAUACAGAGAAAGUGGUCCUCAGUCUAGUAAUGUUUUGACUUCCAACUCUAUAAACUUAUCAGCUGUUUGUGUCAGAGAAAAGAGAGUGAAAGAAAACGUGAAAAAUACCUGUAAUCGAAUUAAGAAUCUAUUGAAACCUUCACAACUUUUUAAGGAAUUAUAAAAAGUGAAAAAAAUAGCGAGUGAAAAAAAUAACCAAAUGAAAUUCAGUAUCUAUUCAUAACUUUGUAACGAUAACUACAUAAACUUAAUGGAAAAAAACGAGCAAAACAGUGAAUGAAAAGAAUGUUGAAUAACCAGAUCGAAUUGAGCAUCUAUUCAUAACUUCCCGAACCAAACUAUAUAAAACUUAGAGGAAGUGAUCAAAUUUACCACACACAACACUCACCCUUCCACUCACCGCCUGCAACACAAGAAGGCUUUGCAAGGGAACAAAUCUGGCAUACGUAAUGAACCACAAAAACAAACCACGAAACAGAGCAGCUGAGUAAAUUAUUGUUACCAUCACAAAGGAAAAUAACACACAAGCAGCGCCAUACUCCUUCACCAGUACCUGGGAGGGGAUUCAAAGGUAGUGAUUUGAUAGACACACACCAGCUCAUCCUUACACAUCACAGACAGGCGCAGAGGACUUCCCCUAUCGCUGUAGUACUAUGAGGGAUGCGAGUCCUUUCAUAAGCGUGCAAGAUGAUGAACCGCCUAAUCUUCCUGAGUGACUGAAGCUUCUGAACCCUGAAGUGAACCCUGAAAUGAACCCUGGCAAUGCCUCGGUGCCCCAUGUGAAGUGGCAACCUACAUAGACAUGAACUUCCAAUGUAGAACUUCUUCCUCUUCACCUCCUUCUCUUCCUUUAGCCCCUCUUCCUCCUCCUCCUCCUCCUCCUCGUCUGGAUUAGUGUGUGCCGGGCCGGGCGGAGGCGCGACGAUCAUGGGUUGUGUAAAGAGCUGGAGAUUGCAGUGUGUUUGACCUUCAGGCACCAUCAGCAGGGAGCAAACACGCGGCCAGAGAGAGAGAGAGAGAGAGAGAGAGAGUCUGCUGGGCGUUUAGAUCCUCUCAACUCCAUCUAUCCUUCUUACUCCUUCGUCCCCACCCUUCUCCUCCCCCCUCCUCCUUCCCCUCUUCCUGAGAUGUGAGGACUCAACCAUGGCGGGAGACAGAAGGAGACACGUACGAACUUUAGCGUCGGCAAAAGUUAACCUUGAGAGGAGGAAAAGCAGAAGGAGAGUGUGCGGGGUGCUUCAGGGGACCGGCUGGGGCCCCUCCCGUCUUCCCCGCCCGUGGGAGAGAUGCGUGGGACGUUACUCUCUCCCCGCACAGUCCCGCCACGACCACUCCGUAAUGGAUGCAAAGUUACGGGCGAAGAGUAACAGGUCUGUGCUUCACCUUCACGGAAACUUCGCAUCUCUCCCUCCUUCAGGAAUACAGGGAGGUGCUGAGGACGUCACGAGCGUCACACCUUUGCAGCCUGCUGCCCCUCGCCCCCACCAGCGACUCCUUGGCUCAGAGGAACACUCAAAGGAAGGCUGUGUGUUGAAAGGAGACAUGGAACCCUCCUCCUGCGCCUCCUUCGUGAGUAGGCAUCCUGACCAGUGUCCGGAAUGCUGGUGUGAAGAAGGGGUGAGCUCUACUGAAGAUACCAAAAACACCCAUGCCUCCCACGUUCUCAGAAGCACAACAGCAGCACCUAUUGACCAAUUCCAUCACGCCUCACGCCCACACGGAACUCAAGGCACCCUCGGAACACCAAAAAUGCGUCCUGCAGUCCCAAGUUCCUGGCGGGGAAGAAGGAGCAGCAUAGAGAUCCUACAGGCUUCUCUCCUGCCGGGUAUCCUGACGGUGCUCCUGCUGCUGCUGCCAACCCACGCACUUCCUGAUGGUGGUCCUCCGUCGCUGCCUACAGAUGGACACCCGGCCCUCGCCACGCCCCAACAGAACCUCACAGUGCCUGCUGGAAGGGUGGCCAAGCUUACCUGUGUCGUGGAAGACCUGGGAGUGUACAAGGUGGCCUGGACGCACUACGGGGAGUCGGGGCGCGCUGUGCUAACGGUGGACACGAACGUCAUCACCAAGAACGACCGCGUGUCCCUAGUGAAGGAGAGUGGCGGCUCCUCCUGGUCCCUGGUCAUCCGCAACGUGUCCACCUCUGAUGCUGGGGAGUACAUGUGUCAAGUGAGCACCGUGCCACCCGAGAGACUGUACCUGCAGCUCUCCAUCGUAGUGCCCCCGAGGAUCACCAAGCUGCCCCUGGAUGUGGAGGCGGACGAGGGGCAGGAGGUGAGGCUGAAAUGCGAGGCCACAGGAGAUCCCAAGCCAAGUUACACCUGGAGGAGGGAAGAUUCGAAACCUUUCCAGCAAAAUGGGUCCACAGUGGGCGUCGCUUCUGGACCACUCCUCGUGCUUCCCUCCGUUACUAGGAACUCCAGCGGGGCGUAUCUGUGUGUGGCAUCCAACGGCAUCCAGCCUGCUGUGUCCGCCCGCGCCAAGGUGUCAGUCAAGUUCGAGCCGGAGAUGCUGGGCGACGUGCAUAUUGAAUGGGCGGAGGUGGGCGGGCGGGCGGUACUGGUGUGUCGGUACAUGGCCUGGCCGCCGCCCACACUCACCUGGACAAAAAAUCAAGUGAAAAUAGAGUCUUCAGUGGAGGACUGGGAGAUCGGGGGCGCGGGAACCUCCACCUUGGUCAUCUCCCCGGUGGAGGAGGGAGACUACGGAAUAUACCAGUGUAUUGCCACCAACCCGCUGGGAUCCGCCUCCUCCGCGGUGACUCUGCGAGAGCUGACCACCACGACCACCACCACCACCACCACAACGACCACCACCACCACCACCACCACCACCACCACCACGCCGGUCCCUGAGGUCCACUUGACGGAUGAGCAAAGAUUCCUGGUAGACGGCAAGGUGCUGGAGAAGACUGCUCUCAUACACUCUUCCUCCUCCUCCUCCUCUUCUUCCUCUUCCUCCUCUUCGUGGCAAAGUUCAACAGCCCCCCCUACUGACGCUGCCCCCACCGCUACGUGCAAGAUGUGGCGCCCCCUAGCGACCCCCGCCCCCGCCCACUCCACCCUGAGGGCACCGCUGGGAGCUCGAGUCUGCUGGGCCUAGCGUGUUUAUUCCCUUGCCUCUCCUGCUGCUGCUGUUGUUGCUGCAUCCUGACCUUCCUGCUGGGGUAGAAGACACCCUGCAGAUAGACAAACACGCCCUUGCCAUCACUCAGCCACGCCCUGUAGCGCCACACGCCACACAUCUGUCACCACACGCCACUAUGUCUGUUCGUGGUGCGCUCAAACUAACUCGGCGACCCGUUAUCUGUUCCCCUUUGCACGUGCCAUUGCAUUGAAGGGUCAGGCACAAGGACAGGCUCUCCACUUCCCCGAGGCCAGUGUUUGGUGGCCGCCUUUGCUGGGGUCUGUUGGUGGCUGCUGGUGAGGACUUUGACUUGAUCUGAAGGGAGCGUGGGAAACUUUCUGCCGCCCCGGGGAGAGGACCAGAGAGAGAGAGAGAGAGAGAGAGAGAGAGAGACUGAGAGACUGAGAGACUGAGACUAUAUGCAAACUGAAACUAAAGUGGUUGUGAGACUAUAUACUAUGAAAUGAAAAGAAAUACGUGUGAAUGUGUGACAAGAAAAUCAUUUAUAUCAUCGGAAACUUACAAACUAAAAGGGAAAUGUGAAGAAAAGAGAUUAUGUGGAAAAAAUGGAAAGAAAAGACAUUCAGAGAUAUUUUUAUAGGAAGAAAAUACUCGAAUAAACCAAAAAAGUCUAUGAGGAUUCUGGAAAAGGUGAGGUAAGAUGAUUAAAAGCUGUGAGAGUAUGUUAAUCAAGCGCAGUGAAGGAAAAUGUUAUGGUGAAAACUGCUGGACGAAAGAAAGUAGGAAUAAUUAAUAGGAAGAUGACUAUUACGUGAAAUAAAGAAUAAACUGAACAUAUUAUAGAACAAGCAUAGAAAAUUGUUAUACAGACACAAUAAAGUAUAAA
Molecule: messenger RNA, 5244 nt
Organism: Portunus trituberculatus (swimming crab)
Lineage: Eukaryota; Metazoa; Arthropoda; Malacostraca; Decapoda; Portunidae
Product: basement membrane-specific heparan sulfate proteoglycan core protein-like
Exons: 12
Coding region: 2415-4373 (652 amino acids)
Cellular component (GO): neuron projection
Source: RefSeq, a predicted model, not a curated record